Molecule: messenger RNA, 1062 nt
Organism: Musa acuminata subsp. malaccensis (wild Malaysian banana)
Lineage: Eukaryota; Viridiplantae; Streptophyta; Magnoliopsida; Zingiberales; Musaceae
Product: selT-like protein
Biological process (GO): cell redox homeostasis
Cellular component (GO): endoplasmic reticulum membrane
Molecular function (GO): thioredoxin-disulfide reductase (NADPH) activity
Source: RefSeq, a predicted model, not a curated record
CCCUCAUUUCUUAAAAGCUCUUAUUAGCUAUAUUAGUUGCUUCGAAUUGGGGCAUUCCGAGUUCCGAGUCCCUUUUGUUGAUUUCCCCGACGGGCGCCGCUCUGAUCGCCAUCGAUGGAUCGCGUGCAGCUGCUCCUCCUGGGGUUUCCUGUCUUCCUCUUCUUCUCCGACCUCGUCAAUCUCUUCUCGACCUCACCGCCCCCGCCUCCUCUUAAGCCUUCCUCUCGCCUCCACCACCCCCACCCUCAUCCCCACCCCCACCCCCACCCCCAACCCCACUCCUCUCCCUCCCAUCACCAAACCGCCGAUUUCCCCACCACGCCGCAGAAUCCGGAAGUCGGUGGACUUGGUUAUGGCACCACGGUCGAGUUGAAAUUCUGCGUUUCCUGCUCCUAUAGGGGUACUGCAAUGACAAUGAAGAAAAUGCUGGAAACUUCAUUUCCUGGGAUUGAUGUGAUAUUGUCAAAUUAUCCCCCAGCCUUUCCAAAACGUGUACUGGGCAAAGUUGUCCCUGUUCUUCAAAUAGGAGUUAUUGCAAUUAUAACAGCAGGUGAUCAGAUAUUCCCAAGGCUGGGCAUGGCUCCGCCUCCGUGGUACUUCUCCUUGCGUGCCAAUAGAUUUGGUGCUAUAGCAUCGACUUGGCUUUUUGGCAAUUUCUUGCAAUCAACUCUGCAGAGUUCUGGUGCAUUUGAGGUUUACUGUGAUGGUGAAUUGGUUUUCUCCAAACUAAAGGAGCAGAGAUUCCCUAGCGAGUUUGAGUUGAGGGAAUUAAUCGGUAAGAGAAUACCUGAUUCUGCAUUUGGGAAGAACCUUGGAAGCGUUUGGUCUUAAUUUACAGGCAAUCCUUUCCGCCAUGUUAGCAACUCUGAAGGGUGUGUUUUAAGCCAUGCAAACUAAUUUCAUCAUCCGAUGGAUCCCUGCCAUGUUUCUACUUUUCAAGUAUCAAACUCCAAUAUGCAUGUCUAUCACUUGAAACAUAUAAAACAUGAUUAGAUUGUCACUUUAUUCACACUAUGUUGCUGUGUUCUAUUUCUUUUACCGUAUGAUGCUAUAUUCAUGUCA